Messenger RNA from Bolinopsis microptera, 958 nucleotides. RefSeq lists its product as uncharacterized. The record is from RefSeq and is a predicted model, not a curated record. The coding region runs from base 14 to 946 and encodes 310 amino acids. The transcript is spliced from 8 exons. NCBI's taxonomy places the organism in Eukaryota, Metazoa, Ctenophora, Tentaculata, Lobata, Bolinopsidae.
GUACUCUGCAGAAAUGUUGGUUGUUCUGCUAGCUUGCUUUCUUGGUGCUGUCACAGCAGCUCCGACACUGGACCAGUGCCCACGUAUCAUGUCGGAAGCAGGGUUGAGUCCCAACUUUGCUCCGAUGGUUACACACAGUAUCCAUUCUCUCACCGUGGAGGAUAUUCGAUAUUAUUUUAAACCCGAUGCCACAGAGGAGAACGGCAUCCCAACCGUGAACUUGGAUGUAAGGAGCAGCGAGCGAGUUCUCUCCGAUGCCCCCCUGAUUGGAUAUGAUGACGUGUUUAAGACUAAGGCUCUAAAGAGUUUCGACAUGGUGAUGAGGAACAUGAAUAGAACUUGGUGGGGUAUCCCAAACUACAGCGUCCUGGAGAAGGUGUCUCACGCACUUCACAUGGCAGAGGCUUGGGAAAAUGCUAUGGAGGAGUACAAGAUGAUUGAGAGACUGUUGGACCCAGAGUCUGACAUCUGUUCUUGUGUCACCGAUAUCGAGCAUAACGGAGUCCUCAACCAUCUCAACCUUAUCGCUUUCAAGAUAAGAUACCCUGGGAUAACCUCUGGAAAUGCUACUUUCACCAACUAUUAUUUGGCCCAAGCAAAUUCAACUGACCCCACCACCGAAGAUACGCACGUAAGAGAGAAGCGUGCCCCCGAACCUUGGAAGGCCAGCUACUCCCAAGGUGGCUACUCAGCCUCGUACUCGGCUGGCAGAGACAAACCAAGCAGAUUUCACAGAUCCAUGAGUUUUGACGGCAUUGACUUUGAUCUCUCUGAUCUUGAGCUGCUGAAGGAUGUAGCGGAGAAGUUGGUGGAUGAAGAUCACGUGAUGGAAUACCAUAUCGACAGUGCGGAACACUGGGAAUACUGGAAGAACAUUCUGAUCUUGUCGAGUGAGGCAUCCGCCUACUACGAUCUCGCAAUGUUCAUGUUCUGCAUGCUCAACUAAUUACAAAGACAG